Messenger RNA from Dromiciops gliroides (monito del monte), 1400 nucleotides. Its product is annotated as phospholipase A and acyltransferase 4-like. Gene Ontology annotation, cellular component: cytoplasm. Gene Ontology annotation, biological process: N-acylphosphatidylethanolamine metabolic process. The coding region runs from base 149 to 562 and encodes 137 amino acids. The transcript has 4 exons. Gene Ontology annotation, molecular function: A2-type glycerophospholipase activity; glycerophospholipid phospholipase A1 activity. The record is from RefSeq and is a predicted model, not a curated record. NCBI's taxonomy places the organism in Eukaryota, Metazoa, Chordata, Mammalia, Microbiotheria, Microbiotheriidae.
GUUCUUUUAGGCAGAAGACUCAAGCUAGAGCUGCCACUUGUACUUACAUCCUCAAGAACUGAGGGAAGGUCCAAGAAACGGUCUGUUCUUUCUCUAGUUUCUCCUCCUGGUGCUGGUCUGUUACCACUCUGUUUAGCAAGUUCUGGCAAUGCCUGUGCCCAAACCUGGCGACAUGAUUAGGUUCCCCAGUAAAGUAAUUGGCUGGCAUCAUUGGGGUAUUUAUGUUGGGGAUAAUACUGUUGUCCACCUGGUGCCUAAAGGUAGAUCAGCUUUGGAGGCUACUACUGCCAAAGUGAAGAAAAGACCACUCGGUAAAGAGUACAGCAUCAGUAAUAAUUGUGAUAUCAUAUUCGAGCCACGUCCACCUGAAGUGAUCAUCAAGAAUGCCUUGAAGAUGGUGGACGAGAUUCUGCCCUACUGUUUCUUCACCGAGAACUGUAGGCGCUUUGUGACUGACCUGAGAUAUGGGAAAUUUAUGAAAAACAGGCGCCUUCAGGAUCCUAUGAAGCUAAUUGGGAUAGUUGGUGGUUUGCUUCUUUUUGGCCUCAUCCUGUUUCCAUAAUGACUUCGAGAGACAGACCUCAAAGCCAUCACAGAUGCCUACAUUAUGAUAGCAUGGCUGGGCUGCAGUUAUGAUUUGGCCAUGUAGCAUGUAGUUUGACAUAUAUCUAUAUACACACAUACAUAUACAUGCAUAUAUACAUACAUAUAUACAUGCAUACGUGUAUAAGACCUUCCCAGUUUUCUUCCUUAAGGAGUGGCUGAAACAUAUGUGACACUAAGUAACUUAGUAGCACUAGGAGCUAAGCUCUUUAGAUCCCAAAGCAAGGUCACCUCUAGCUGGUCAGGCUUGGACAGGGUGCCUUGCUCAAUUAAUUCCCUGGGAGCUGUAGUUCUUCCCAGUUUGGGAGCAAAGGAAUCUAACCCAGCAGGACUGGGGGGGUCGUGUUUUUCCUGAGGGGGAAGUUUUGAGGCUCUCUCUUGAGAGAGAGGGCACUGAGAAAGAAAGGAAGUAUCCUCACUCAGGUAGUAAACAUCAGAGGCAGAAUUUGAACCCAGGUCCUUUGACUCCAGAGCCAGUGCUCCUUCCACCAAACCAAGCUACCAACAGCUACACCCUGCUAUGUGCCAGGCACUGUGUUGGACCAUGCUUGCUUUUUUUUUUUUUUUUUGCGAGGCAAGGGGGUUAAGUGUCUUGCCCAGGGUCACACAGCUAGUAAGUGUAAAGUGUCUGAGGCCAGAUUUGAACUCGGGUACUCCUGAAUCCAGGGCUGGUGCUUUAUCCACUGAGCCACCUAGCCGCCUCCCCAUGCUUGCUUUUAAGGAGCUCAUUCCAUGAAUGCUUCUGCUUUUAAUACAUAUCUACUAAUGUAACUUGAUUAAAGAGUAUUUGAUGUUUG